UGUAAAACGGAUGCAAAAUAUGGCCUAUUCUACUUUAACUUAACCAGAGGAAAAAUCUGAAUGGUGAGUACUGCAUAAACGUUCAGACUAUGCUAUUCAAGUGAGCGUAUCUUAUAUUAAUUUGCUAUCACAAAAAAAAAAAAAAAAAAAAAAAAAAGAAUAGAUUGCUAAAUCUGCUAGUAUUCAAGCCUAUUGAGCUUUCGGCUCUUCAGACGAUAGAAGUCUUAUACAUACAUGGGUUUCCAUCCACACCCACCAUUGGAACUUGGACCGUUUAGCGUCCUUCAUUACCUAUACUAGCAGGCAAAAAUGUUUGUAGAUUUAAAUGUAAUAUGGCCUUCGUUAGGUGUAAAGGACAUGACAAUAGUGAACACUGUAAAAAUGCUUGAGAAAUUGGGUUAUGCAGCGGUUGCAUUAAAUUACCAGUACGAUGGAAAGUUACAAAAUAUUAUUAAAAACCCCAUCCCUGCAACACUAUAUCCAGGGCAAAAGAUAAAAAUAUAUUCACGAAUUACCAUAACGAUAGAAUCAACACCUCAGAACAAAGUUUUGCAUAAUGCAACAAAAGAAUUCGAUAUUUUGGCUUUAAGGCCUGUAGGAGAAAGGUUGCUGCAGCAAACUGCCAGUGACCUCGAAUUUGAUAUCUUGUCCUUUGACUUUUCACAGAGACUACCCUUUUAUCUAAAGCAUACUAUUAUGGGACUUGCGGUUUCUCGAGGAAUUGGAAUUGAAAUUUCAUACGCUUCAGGUUUACGGGAAGCUUCUAGCAGAAGGAAUUUGGUUACGAACGCUUCUAGUUUGGUUCGUGCUACAAGAGGACGCGGUAUAUUGAUAUCUAGUGAAACCAGGAGCCCAUUAGAAUGUCGUGCUGGUUUUGAUGUUAUAAACUUAGCUACUUUUUGGGAUAUGAAGCAAGAUCAAGCUAGGCAUGCUAUUGGCGGAUUCUGCCGCUCUGUUAUACUCCAUGCAGAAACAAGAAGAGAUACUUAUCGCUCUGCUGUUAAGCUUGUGGAUGAAGGAGAUGCUACAUCGAACAAGCGAUUGAAGACGGCUGCUUAAGUAAAAUAAUACCUAUUUAUUGCUGGUUUUGGGAAAUGUUGAUUUAGACGUACAUUGUCUGUUUGCUAAUUAUAAGCCUAUAUCCGCUUCUGCUAUAAAAAAGAUUUAGAAACUUUCUAAGCUUUGAUUGUUUGUUUAAUUAAUUACUUUAUUUUUUGGUUUAAAAAAAUGCGUAUACUGCAAAAUAAGAUGCUAUAAUAUAAUUAUUUGAUUAUAGAUUGAGCUGUUUGAAUAAAAAGUACUUUCC
This is a messenger RNA of Schizosaccharomyces cryophilus OY26, 1306 nucleotides long. RefSeq names its product RNase P and RNase MRP subunit p30. Lineage: Eukaryota; Fungi; Ascomycota; Schizosaccharomycetes; Schizosaccharomycetales; Schizosaccharomycetaceae. Gene Ontology annotation, biological process: tRNA processing. Bases 310 to 1059 code for a protein of 249 amino acids. Gene Ontology annotation, molecular function: RNA binding. The transcript is spliced from 4 exons. The record is from RefSeq and is a predicted model, not a curated record. Gene Ontology annotation, cellular component: nucleolar ribonuclease P complex.